Molecule: messenger RNA, 1243 nt
Organism: Drosophila busckii
Lineage: Eukaryota; Metazoa; Arthropoda; Insecta; Diptera; Drosophilidae
Product: endoplasmic reticulum-Golgi intermediate compartment protein 3
Exons: 6
Coding region: 104-1225 (373 amino acids)
Biological process (GO): endoplasmic reticulum to Golgi vesicle-mediated transport; retrograde vesicle-mediated transport, Golgi to endoplasmic reticulum
Cellular component (GO): Golgi membrane; COPII-coated ER to Golgi transport vesicle; endoplasmic reticulum
Source: RefSeq, a predicted model, not a curated record
UGCCAACCACGUCACUUGGUCAAUUUUUUACGCCGCUCUAAAAAUGUGAAUUUUGUUUGAUUAUAUGCCGAUUUUUGUUGCUCACAUAAAAUAACGUUCAAAAAUGAAGUUUGGUGAUGUUUUACGUCGUUUGGAUGCGUAUCCUCGCACUCUGGAUGACUUCAGCGUACGUACAGUGGGAGGCGCUGCCGUUACUAUAAUAAGCAGCAGCAUUAUAGCACUGCUUAUCUUUUUGGAGUUUGUGAACUACAUGCAGCCCACAUUAAAUGAAGAACUAUUUGUGGACACCACACGUGGACACAAGCUGCGUAUUAAUCUGGACGUCACACUGCAUAAUCUGGCUUGCAAUUAUAUAUCGCUAGAUGCAAUGGACUCUUCGGGUGAUACACAUCUGCGCGUGGACCAUGAUGUAUUUAAGCAUCGCCUGGAUUUACAGGGGGAACCUCUAAAGGAAACGGAACCUAUUAAAGAAAUUGUGGCGGUAUCACCAGCCAAUAAGAACAUCACCUGUGGAAGCUGCUACGGUGCAGAACACAACUCCACACACUGCUGCAACACUUGCGAGGAGGUUUUGGACGCUUACCGCAUUCGCAAGUGGAACAUGCAGGUGGACAAGAUUGAGCAAUGCAAAGGCAAAUACAAGCGGAGCGAUGAGGAUGCCUUCAAGGAGGGCUGUCGCAUACAAGGUCAUCUAGAAGUGAAUCGGAUGGCUGGCAGCUUUCACUUUGCGCCUGGCAAAAGCUUUUCUAUACGACAGUUCCAUAUACACGACUUUCAGUUCACUAAUGUGAAGCUUUCACAUACUAUAAAUCAUCUAUCCUUUGGAGAGAAAAUAGAAUUUGCCAAGACGCACCCUCUAGAUGGUCUGCGCGUUGACGUGGAGGAAUCCAAAAGUGAAAUGUUUAAUUAUUAUUUAAAAAUAGUACCUACUUUGUAUGAGCGUAAUCGCGAUGGCCAGCCUAUAUACACAAAUCAGUUUUCUGCCACACGCCAUCGCAAGGACCUCACAGAUCGCGAACGUGGCAUGCCUGGUAUAUUCUUUAGCUAUGAACUGUCCCCGCUCAUGGUUAAAUAUGCGGAGAAGCGCAACUCAUUUGGUCACUUUGCAACAAAUUGUUGCUCAAUUAUUGGCGGCGUAUUCACUGUCGCUGGCAUUUGUGCUGUGCUGCUCAACAACUCCUGGGAAGCAAUACAACGCAAACUGGAAGUUGGCAAAUUAAGUUAGCGCUGCAUUUUUUAGAAU